AUGGGAAGCCUUGGUGAUUGGCCCGAACCGGUGGUUUGUGUCCAAACUUUAUCCGAAAAUGGAGAGCUAAUGAUUCCCAACCAAUACAUCAAGCCGCCACUCGAGAGGCCUUGUUUAUGUACAAGCGACAUAAACAUACCAGUGAUUGAUUUUACUGGUCUGGUUACUUCACCUGAAGUAACCAUGAAGCAAAUUUCAAAGGCGUGUCGCGAUUGGGGUUUUUUCCAAUUGGUGAAUCAUGGUGUGAGGACGGAUUUGAUUGAUGGGGCUAGAGAAACUUGGAGAGAGUUUUUCCAUGAGCCUAUGGAAGUGAAAGAAAAGUAUGCAAAUUCUCCGAAGACCUAUGAAGGGUUUGGAAGUAGAUUAGGGGUUGAGAAGGGAGCUAUUCUUGAUUGGAGUGAUUACUAUUACCUUAAUAAUCUUCCUUCUAGUAAUACAAAGUGGCCUGCUCAUCCACCUUCCUUAAGAGACGUAAUGGAGGAAUACACGAAAGAAAUAUUAAGGUUAGGCGCGGACUUGUUGAAGGUAUUCUCAAUAAACCUCGGAUUAAAGGAAUAUUCACUUCAAAACGCGUUUGGUGGGAAGGACAUCAAAGCUUCUCUAAGAGCAAAUUUCUAUCCGAAAUGCCCUCAACCUGACUUGACACUCGGAUUAUCUUCCCACUCGGAUCCGGGUGGCCUGACCUUUCUACUCCCAGAUGAGCAAGUCCAUGGGCUACAAAUCCGCAAAGAUGAUCAAUGGGUGAUCGUGAAACAUGCGUCUAACGCCAUCAUUGUCAAUAUCGGAGACCAAAUUCAGAUAUUAAGCAACGCGAUAUACAAGAGCGUAGAACACAGGGUCGUUGUGAACCCAAACAAAGAGCGACUUUCUUUGGCCUUUUUCUGUAACCCAAAGAACCAGAUGCUUAUCGAACCUCUGUCCGAUCUGGUCACGCCAAAAACACCUGCUCUUUAUCUGCCGAUGACGUUUGAAGAUUACAGACGUUUCAUUCGGACAAAAGGCCCACAAGGGAAAUUUCAGCUGGAGUCUUUAAAAUCUCCAAAAUAAAUUAAAAUACUCCAUGUAGUAGUUAUCAGUUGGUUGUAAAAUCUCCAGAUUGAGAAAUAAAUAUCUGUAUAUUAUAGGUACGUAAUUGUAUAAUACUAAUAAUAUAAUAUAAUCUAUAGACUUUUGUUAAAAAUGUUGUAAUAAUCAGCUAGUAGUUUGCAAUUGCAACCAACGAUGUUAAGUUCAAUUUGAUAUAAUAUCAUACCUAAAGCUAAAA
Molecule: messenger RNA, 1264 nt
Organism: Erigeron canadensis
Lineage: Eukaryota; Viridiplantae; Streptophyta; Magnoliopsida; Asterales; Asteraceae
Product: jasmonate-induced oxygenase 2-like
Exons: 3
Coding region: 1-1047 (348 amino acids)
Source: RefSeq, a predicted model, not a curated record